GAGUGAAAACCCUUCUAAGUGGUUGGGAAAACUUUUAAUUUAUAUUUCAUUAACUCCUUUCUCUUUUGCUAUAUACUUAAAAAAUUGACGCGCACAUGAAAAUAUGGAAAGUACAACGAAUUGGUUUGACUGAUGUCGAAAAGAAGAAUGUAAAGUCGAUUCCUUCACCUGCUCUUAUUACUCCCGCAUUGGCGUCACCGGAACACAGCAACCAUUUCCGAUUGCUCAAUAAAAAAUGGGGAUAUUUAUUUCCAAACCUCACCCUACUCCAGUCAACGCCCCUAUAAGCUCCAAUCCCACGCGCAAGGGCCUUCUGAAGGCUUCUUGGGCUAGAUGGCAGGGCUCGGUGAGGCCUGUUGAUGUGGAUAGGGGUUCCGGAUUGAAUAAGAAUUUCGGGUUUUUGAAGAAUUUUGAGUGCAAGUAUGAGAUUGUGGAUGAAGUUUGGAGAGGGAAUUUUAGCUAUACUUGCAGAGCUCAGUGUAAGAAAGGCAAGUUUAAGGGGCUUGAUGUUGCGGUCAAGAUCAUUCCCAAAGCAAAGAUGACAACUGCCAUAGCCAUCAGCGAUGUCAGAAGGGAGGUGAAAAUUUUAAGAGCUUUGACAGGGCACCACAAUACAGUAGAAUUUCAUGAAGCAUAUGAAGAUCAUACGAAUGUCUAUGUUGUGAUGGAGUUAUGUGAAGGUGGUGCCCUUUUGGAUAGAAUUCUUUCAAGAGGCGGAAAAUACACGGAAGAUGAUGCAAAGGCCGUUCUGAUACAAAUAUUGAAUGUUGUUGCAUUCUGUCAUUUGCAAGGGGUGGUGCACCUAGAUCUUAAGCUUGAGAAUUUUUUGUUUAAACUAAAGGAUGAGGACCCACAACUGAAGGUUAUUGAUUUUAGAUUGUCAGAUUAUGUGAAGCCAGAUGAAAUGUCAAAUGCUAUUGCGGGCACUCCAUACUAUAUGGCUCCAGAAGUUUUACAUGGAUCUCACAAUAAUGAGGCUGAUGUCUGGAGUAUUGGUGUGAUAUCAUAUAUCCUAUUAUGUGGCAGCCGUCCAUUCUGGGCUCGAACUCUCUCUGGGAUCUUUGAAGCUGUUCUAAAAGCUGAUCUUAGUUUUGAUGAACCAUCCUGGACUUCUGUAUCUUCCGAGGCUAAAGACUUUGUCAAGCGUCUAUUGAAUAAAGAUCCACGAAAAAGAAUGUCCGCUGCUCAAGCCCUGUGUCAUUCAUGGAUCAAGAAUAGUCAUGACAUAAAGUUUCCACUGGACAUAUUGGUUUUGAAACUUAUGAGAGUUUAUAUGCGUUCAUCUCCUCUUCGAAAAGCAGCUUUAUGGGCUUUAUCCAAGACAUUGACAGUUGAUGAGCUAUUUUAUUUGAAGGAGCAAUUUAUGUUGUUGGGACCAAACAAAAAUGGAACUAUAAGCUUAGAAAGCAUCAAACAAACCUUGAUGAGAAAUUCAACUGAUGCCAUGAAAGAUUCUCGUGUGCAUGAUCUUUUGGUACAGUUCAAUGCGCUUCAAUUUAGAUGGAUGAAUUUUGAGGAAUUCUGUGCAGCAGCUUUGAACGUUCAUCAGCUGAUGGCACUGGACCAAUGGGAGCAACAGGCUCGUUGCGCCUAUGAACUAUUUGAGAAAGACGGUAACAGGGCUAUAAUGAUUGAGGAAUUGGCUUAUGAGCUAGGCCUUGGCCCCUCUAUCCCUGCUCCUGCUGUACUGAAUGACUUCAUCAGGCACACAUAUGGAAAGCUUAGUUUUGCUGGUUAGGUAAACCUGUUGCACGGGGCUCCCCCCCUCUCCCUCUCCCUCUCUCCCUCCCUCCGAAGUAUUUGCGAACAGUGAAACUUGCAUCUACCAGUUUUAAUAUGUUCAAGGUAUACCCAUCCUGGGUUGUUGAAUUAUGAUAGCAUAUCUAAUUCAUAGAAAUCAUUUUAUGCUUU
Molecule: messenger RNA, 1911 nt
Organism: Daucus carota subsp. sativus
Lineage: Eukaryota; Viridiplantae; Streptophyta; Magnoliopsida; Apiales; Apiaceae
Product: CDPK-related protein kinase
Exons: 11
Coding region: 236-1738 (500 amino acids)
Biological process (GO): peptidyl-serine phosphorylation; protein autophosphorylation; intracellular signal transduction
Cellular component (GO): nucleus; cytoplasm
Molecular function (GO): ATP binding; calmodulin binding; calcium/calmodulin-dependent protein kinase activity
Source: RefSeq, a predicted model, not a curated record